ACUACUCGAUCAACGUAGUACCCCUAUAAAUUUCCAGUCAUCCUAUCAGUACACACACACACACCGGUAGGACACAGUACACACACACACCACUUCCUCUUCUUCGGAGAUCAUCAGUUGAUACGAUCGAUAUGGCGGCGGCGGCGGCGUCUCUGGUGAUCCGUCUCUCGGCGCUCGCCGUCGUGCUCGUCGUCCUCUGCCCGACGGCGUCCGCGGUGCCGCUGGGGAAGCGGUACAGGGUCGGCGGCCCUGAAGGGUGGCGCGUGCCCCCGCCGCAGGACAAGGAGAUGUUCUACGUCAAGUGGGCGGCCCCCAUAACCUUCUUCGUCGAGGACUCUAUCGAGUUCGUGUACAAGAACGACUCGGUGAUCAAGGUGAGCAAGGCCGGAUACUAUCACUGCAACGAGACGGCGGGCAUCGGCACCGGCGCCGUGCCGAGGGACGGCAGCACGCUCUUCCUCCUCGACGCGCCAGGCUUCGCCUACUUCGCCAGCGCCGACCUCGGACACUGCAACGCCGGCGAGAGGCUGGUAAUUAACGUCCGCGCUGCCUCCCCGCCGGCGCCGGCAUCAGCAUCAUCGCCGGCACAGCCCCCCACGGCACCGUCGUCUUCACGACCGCCGUCGUCAUCGCCGUUCUCUCCGGCGCCAGGUCCGGCCCCGUCGAUGGAGUAUUCAUCCGCCGCGGGUGGGCCAUUCGUGGCGUCCCUCGCUCGCGCCAUGGCACAAGCUGUGACAUUGGUCCUGGCCUGCUUUAUCUGAGCAAGCCUAAGUAGGUUACGUAAUUUGUUAGUCAGUUAAUUAGUGUGUGAUGUGCGUGUCAUAAUCAGGGACCGUUCGAUUUAGUAUCACAGUUCGUUUUGAUGUAUCGUGCGCCGUCUUCUCAUGUGUCAGUAACAACAACUAUAUUUUUAUAUGCUUGUGUCUCCUUCGAUUAAGAAACUAUAAAUGCUGGGUGAAAAUGUUAGUACAA
This is a messenger RNA of Triticum dicoccoides, 972 nucleotides long. RefSeq names its product uclacyanin-3-like. The record is from RefSeq and is a predicted model, not a curated record. Bases 132 to 761 code for a protein of 209 amino acids. Gene Ontology annotation, cellular component: plasma membrane. The transcript is spliced from 2 exons. Gene Ontology annotation, molecular function: electron transfer activity. Lineage: Eukaryota; Viridiplantae; Streptophyta; Magnoliopsida; Poales; Poaceae.